Labrus bergylta (ballan wrasse) is the source of this 2493-nucleotide messenger RNA. NCBI's taxonomy places the organism in Eukaryota, Metazoa, Chordata, Actinopteri, Labriformes, Labridae. The record is from RefSeq and is a predicted model, not a curated record.
GCCCUUCUUCAUUUGAGUUCUCUAACAAACAGGGGGGAAGUACCACCUGGAGUCCUGUUUUCUCUAUAGAUACUCAGGGUACAUCAGAACGCAGACAGAUAUCAAAACUCCCUCAUCACAUGCACACAUUGAGCUCAGGAAGCAAACACACACACACACACACACACACACACACACAUACAGCUUUGUUGUUCAGCAGAAGAAACUCAGGACGUGUACUGUCAUCAUCAGCUCUUGACGUCUGUCUUCCUGCACUCUUCAGGCUCGGGCUGCUCUGAGCUCGGCCUUACGGACCGACGAUGCCACAGCCUGCACAGCAUCCGCUCACCAAAGUCCUCCUGCUUUGGCUCACCCUCCUCUCCAUCGUCCAGAUUGUCUUCAUCACCAUCUUCUUCACAGUUGGACCUCAUGACAGGAGUCCUUCAGAGAAUGAGCAUCAACUGGGAAAGGGCAAAAUGCUCACCUUCAUGAGUAUUGGAGGAGGUAACAGAAGAAUGAAAUGGCGAUCAAACAAUCCAAGUGAAGGCCUGAUCUCAGUACAAGAGGACGUCCUAACCAUAGAUAGGGAUGGAUACUACUUCCUAAGUCUUCAGGUUACCUUGAAGGAUUGUAAUACAAUUCAGUUCUCUAAAGGUGAAUAUGUCAAAGUCAAUAUGACAUUGUCGAAUGGAUCUAAGUCCAACGCUCUUUUGGAGGGCCGGAUUAGCACAGACACGUGCACAGGCUUCCUCGCCAGGGCAACAAAGCUCUCCUCAGACUAUCAUAAGGUCACCAUAGACGUGGAAGCCACUUCCACGUUUAUGGUGGACGAAAAGGAAUCUCUUACCCACCUUGAUAUCAUUUACAUCUCGUCUUAAUCCUGAAGUGUGUUCAGAUGUUAUGAUGGCAGCGUCUUCUCCAGGUUCUCCUGUCACCAAACAGACCUCUGCCUUCAUCUUUACAUCAUAAGAUGAGUCGAUCACUUAACCAACUUCAUGCAGUCAGAGCAGUGCCUGAUUCAAAGAAAACGCUUGAAGGGCUGAAGUCAACAAUAAGGACUGUCUUUUACCCACAGGCUGGAUAAAAAAACAAAAAACAUUCUAUUCAAUUCUGCAAAGACUUUAAAUCCACCUUUAAACACAAUUCACAUUACUUCAAGAGCCCAAAUGAUAAGGCCAGUAUACUGUAUACAUAGCAGCUCAGGAUUGGACUAAAGUUGACAGCAUCACUACAAAUCUGUUUCUUGUGCCCGGUGCUUAUUUGUUCUGAUUUCAAGUCAAACUCAAAACUCACUUGUACAGAACUAAUGAAAUACCAGCUAGCAUACUAUUGGUUUUGGGGGAUUCCCCCCCCCCUCCCCUCUACUGUAAAUGUUGUUUUCAUUGCUUCUCAGAUAUCAGUGAUUAGAGAGCACAUCCGCGGUCUAUAAAAUCAGUAUUCAGAGUGAACAGAUCUUACUUGAUUGUUUGAACUUCUUGGUGAUGUUGUCUGAGUUUCUUACAUUUUAAAUUUGUAUUGAGUGAACACAGAGAAUGUAUUUAAGUCCAGUUCUAUGUGAUUUGCACAACUCUUAUUUGCUGAUUUAUUUCUUGACAUGUUUUGAAGCAUCUAUGUUGUGUUAAUUUAUUGUUUGGACCACAACUAUAUAUACACUGUACAAUAUGUGUGCAUGAUGUAUUUUUUUUUAUUAUCUUUAUUGUUUUGUUUAUUUAUAUAUUAUUUCAUAGUAAGGCAAUUUAUUGAACAGGGAAUGUACGUCACUGUGUGGCAAUGAAUGUGUUUGUGUGGGGGGGGGGUCAAUUGAAUGAGUGCCUUUUCUUUAUUCAUUGUUGCAAUAAUAUGAAGCUAAUACUGAUGAAACUCAACAAAAAUGUCGGUCCAUGUAUUUUUUUUUUUUAGAAAAGAACAAAACUGUGUUGUUGUUUUGUUUUUGUUGUUUAGACAUGCUUUUAUGGAAUUUCUUUAACUAUCUCUAUAAAGAAAGUGAAUCCAUGUUUUGAUCGUGUUCAAACAAGCUUGCACCACACUUUGUUUUCUCUUCUCAUUUUCUGAAUGUUAAGGGAAAGCGAAAAAGAAGGGCGACAGAAAUAACCAGCCAACAUACUGCAUCUGCUUCACUACCUGUGUGACGUGUUACGAGACGUGAAAUCAUGACUUGUGGUGGUUUAUUUAGAAAGGUUUCAUAUGUUUGGAGAUGUUGAAAGAGACAUUUGGUUUUGUCAAUGAUUUUCUGUUUGUUUGCUUUUUCUUUUUUUCAACAAAUGAGGAAGUGCUUGUUCCUCUAAUGAUGUGUGUACUAUCGUCUUACUACACAUUCAAAAACAUAUUGCAUUAGUUUUUGGAGCUUUAAAAUGUGGGACUUUACAUUUACACCGCUGUUAGCAUUUAAGAACGAAUGUAACAAAGUUGAGAUUAAAGGGACGGGCAUUGAAAAUUAGCUUAGUGCUAAUGCUGUAGUGUGUGGCAUCAGUUUACUUGUUGCAUAUUCAUCCCUAUACAAAUAAACAUGAAAUA